AUGAAGCUGCGAUCGACAUUAUUCUCCAACAAAAUCGUAGUGGAUUCAACGCGAUACAAAUUCCGAAAACUUGUAAUCAAUGAUUCAAGAUGUCUGAUUGGUUGGAGUGAAAUUCCGAAUGAAGAAAUUGGAAGUGGAAAAGAAUUUGCGUUCAAUUAUUUUCGGAACAAAAACUAUGGAUCACUGUUCGCAUACAUUUUGACCAAUUGUGACAUUGGGCAGCUCCAGGUUAGACAAUCACUUUUGGAUGAUGAUUUGAAAGUGAUGGAAGAAAUUGAUCCAAAGCGGAUGAAAAUCAACAGCCUUGAAGUUUGCAUCAAUGAGAAUAUGACAGUGCUUCUCCUGGAAAAAGCCUGGAACGUGGAAGUUGUGAUAAUUCCAUUUAUUGGAGGUCGAGCUUUUGAAGUCACCACAGCUCAUGUUUUUCCGCUGUUUGUUAGAAUAAAAAUUAACUUUUAA
This is a messenger RNA of Caenorhabditis elegans, 459 nucleotides long. RefSeq names its product FTH domain-containing protein (gene Y53C10A.25). NCBI's taxonomy places the organism in Eukaryota, Metazoa, Nematoda, Chromadorea, Rhabditida, Rhabditidae. The record is from RefSeq and is marked reviewed. The transcript has a single exon. Bases 1 to 459 code for a protein of 152 amino acids.